AUGUCUUCAUCCGUCUUCCACCCUUUCGCCCGACUGCCGGUGGAAUUGCGACUGCAAAUCUGGGAAGCGGCAUGUGUCAUAUCCACUCCUUCCCACCGCUAUCUGCAGUAUGUCGCCGCCCGAGAUGGAGAGGUAGUCCCAUUACCCUGCAAUUGGAAUCAACCCGGAGAACGAAUACCUCUGGAAAAGAAAAAUAGAUCCGCCUACUUGAUCGACGGCGGCCUUUGGAAAGCGUGCAAAGAUUCGAGAGAGGUUAUCGCCCAAUACUCACACUUUUACGAUUGGAUCAGAAUUCAAAAACAAGCUCUCUACGAUGGAGACCGCUUCUCUGAGUGCCUUGCGGACUGGUCUGGGGGACAUGAGUUUACUCACCCUGCAAUUAUUGAUACAUGCCAAGGUGAAGUAACAUGCCGUAUGCUCAUCUACCCCUCCAGAGAUAUCUUUUGUAUCCAUGUGGAGGAUUGGAUCGCUCUGCAUCGUGAUGCCGGGACUUAUGAUCUCGGAUUACAAACAUCGUUCAUCCGUUACGAUAAAGCUUAUUACCACGAGCUCUUACCUAACAAUAUUGCUCUCGAGUUUGAUCCUAGCUGGCUUAUGGAUAUUCUGAGUUUCAAAUAUAUUUAUAAGUUAGGAAAUGAGAAUUCUGCGCGGGGGUACUUGUCACAUCUGCUCAGCAGGAAUCACUGGACUGAAAUUGACGUCGAAGGGAUAUGGAUUAUCGACAAAGAGGCUAAGUGGUUUACCAGUCUUCCCAAACAUCAUGAUACGGUGUAUCAGGACUGCGAUGCGGAGUACGUCGAGGUCAAAUGGGCCGAUGUCGUUAACUAUACAGGCAAUGGGUCAUCGGCUACUGCGUCGAAAUUUAUUGAGAAGCUUGAUUGUCUCUGCAUGCAGUAUUGUUUACCGUCAGACACGGAUUUCGAUCACCUUCUUGGACGGGGCGGCCCCAUACCUCAGAACGUCAUUAGACUUCUUGUUCGUCGGGACAACGAGGUGAAGGAUCCCACGAUAGGCCGCUCUUUCACGCGGGAUGAGUUCGGCUGGGUCAUUUACAGUGACGAGGAUGAGGAUGAGGAUGAGGGAUAG
This is a messenger RNA of Fusarium poae, 1086 nucleotides long. RefSeq lists its product as uncharacterized. The coding region runs from base 1 to 1086 and encodes 361 amino acids. The record is from RefSeq and is a predicted model, not a curated record. Lineage: Eukaryota; Fungi; Ascomycota; Sordariomycetes; Hypocreales; Nectriaceae. The transcript has a single exon.